This is a messenger RNA of Hevea brasiliensis (rubber tree), 1636 nucleotides long. RefSeq names its product mitochondrial uncoupling protein 2. Bases 159 to 1190 code for a protein of 343 amino acids. The transcript is spliced from 9 exons. The record is from RefSeq and is a predicted model, not a curated record. Gene Ontology annotation, cellular component: mitochondrial membrane. Gene Ontology annotation, biological process: mitochondrial transmembrane transport; mitochondrial transport. Gene Ontology annotation, molecular function: oxidative phosphorylation uncoupler activity. Lineage: Eukaryota; Viridiplantae; Streptophyta; Magnoliopsida; Malpighiales; Euphorbiaceae.
CAUGUGAACUGUGACGAAGAAACAGAAGCAGCUCAUAAUAUAAUCACAAGAUCAGGAACAUUGCAGUAGAAGACGAGCAACAGCAAGCAGUGAAAAACCCAGCUACCUUCACACAACCUUCGAUGGCUAGCCAUUAGCCAAUUGAAAGCUGUAUUUUCAUGUCCCUUUUCUUCAUAUUCUCUCUUUCUCUCCUCUUUUUAAAACCCUGGAUUUUUCUCUCUCUCUUUUCUUCGCUUACUCAACUCAUAAUUGCCCAAUCCUCUUCUUCUCUCCUCAUGGCAGAUCUCAAGCCCAAAUCUGAGAUUUCCUUCGCUGAAGUCUUCCUCUGCAGUGCCUUCGCCGCUUGUUUUGCCGAGUUCUGUACCAUUCCUCUGGACACUGCCAAAGUUAGGCUUCAGCUCCAACGCAAAGCUUCUACUGGGGAUGGAGUAAUACCCAAAUAUGGGGGUUUAUUGGGUACUGUGGCUACUAUUGCUAGGGAAGAAGGUUUAGCAGCACUUUGGAAGGGCAUCACUGCAGGAUUACAUCGCCAGUUCAUUUAUGGAGGUUUAAGGAUUGGAUUAUAUGAACCUGUUAAAACAUUUUUGGUUGGCAGUGAUUUUGUUGGAGAUAUUCCUUUAUACCAGAAGAUACUUGCAGCUUUUAUAACAGGUGCUAUAGCAAUUGCAGUUGCUAAUCCAACUGAUCUUGUUAAAGUGCGGCUGCAAGCUGAAGGAAAAUCACCAAGUGGUGUGCCUAGGCGAUAUGCUGGAGCUUUGGAUGCUUAUUCUACCAUAGUGAGACAGGAAGGACUAGGUGCCUUGUGGACUGGACUUGGACCCAACAUAGCACGAAAUGCUAUUAUAAAUGCUGCUGAACUAGCCAGUUAUGAUCAAGUGAAACAGACAAUUUUGCAAAUUCCUGGGUUCAUGGACAAUGUUUUUACUCAUCUCCUAGCUGGUCUCGGUGCAGGGUUUUUUGCAGUCUGUAUUGGUUCUCCCAUUGAUGUGGUGAAAUCUAGAAUGAUGGGAGACUCAUCGUACAAAAGCACUCUUGACUGUUUCAUCAAGACACUGAAGAAUGAGGGGUUUUCUGCCUUUUAUAAGGGCUUCCUCCCAAAUUUUGGUCGUCUGGGAUCUUGGAAUGUCAUUAUGUUUUUGACUCUUGAGCAGGUGAAAAGAAUAUUCACAAGAGAAAUAUAUUAUGACUAGUGAUAAGUUUAGUAAGCAAGAAGACAUGCAUCUGUUUGGUAUUCUGCCUCUUCAACUAUUGGAGAUUUUUCCACCAAAAAUAAGGUUCAGUGCUCAUAUUCUUUCCACUUGGUUACAGUGAGAAAUAUCUUCAUAUGAUAGACACAGGCUAGAUUUCGUUAAAGUUAUCCUUCCAUGGGAUCACAAGUUUCUUUCUCCCAAUUCAAUCUGAAAGCAUCACUAUGUCAUCAUCUUAUUUGCAUUUCAAACUCAAUCCAAAAGCGGCACUAUAUCCUCACAUGUUCUUUUGAAUGAUUCAAACCCUAUGUUUUUGAGGGCUAUUUAUACAAGUACCACCCAUUCUUGUAAUAUUGUGUAACCCUUGCUCAAAUGGAUCUAAUUGCCCUGCAUCUGUAUGGAACCCGGUUAAUGGUUGGGUAAUUCAUUCUCUCAACUCAUUUUUCAUA